Papaver somniferum (opium poppy) is the source of this 1007-nucleotide messenger RNA. Its product is annotated as myb-related protein 305-like. Lineage: Eukaryota; Viridiplantae; Streptophyta; Magnoliopsida; Ranunculales; Papaveraceae. The record is from RefSeq and is a predicted model, not a curated record. Gene Ontology annotation, biological process: regulation of DNA-templated transcription. The coding region runs from base 91 to 825 and encodes 244 amino acids. Gene Ontology annotation, molecular function: sequence-specific DNA binding; DNA-binding transcription factor activity. The transcript has 3 exons. Gene Ontology annotation, cellular component: nucleus.
UUCCCGAUCAAACUAGUUUUAGUGAUCAGAAUUAGAAACAAAGAAAGCUUAGGUUUCCAUAUCUGAGAUAGCUACAGGGGAGUUGUAGUCAUGGAUGAAGAAAACCUCAUGAUGAGUAGUUGGGGUACUACUGGUAUUUGCAAUCAAGAAGAAGAAUGGAGAAGAGGUCCUUGGACUGCUGAAGAAGAUAAGUUACUUAUUGAGUAUGUUAGUUUGCAUGGUGAAGGAAGAUGGAACUCUGUUGCUAAAUUUGCAGGAUUGAGGAGAAAUGGGAAGAGUUGUAGGUUGAGAUGGGUGAAUUAUUUGAGACCUGAUCUCAAGAGAGGUAGAAUUACCCCACAAGAAGAGAACAUCAUUAUAGAACUCCAUGCAAGGUGGGGAAACAGGUGGUCGACAAUUGCCCAGAGUUUACCGGGCAGAACUGAUAAUGAGAUAAAGAAUUACUGGAGGACUCAUUUCAAAACAAAGGGGAAAAAGUCCUCUGAAAAUCCUGAAAAGUCGAAAAAACGGCUUUUAAGAAAACAACAGUUCCAGUAUGAGCAGCAGCAACUACAACAAAAGAACCAUAUGGACUUGAAAAGAAUCAUGUCAGUACUUGAAGACAAUGAUAAUACAGUGUCAUGUAAUCUUGCUACGUACCCUAAUUAUAACAACAUUAAUAACUUUGCUGAUCAAUAUGUGUUAUCGGACAAUAGUUCAGCGAAUGCUGUCCAGGUGGAUGUACCGGGGGGGUCCACGGGUGAUAAUACCUGGAGCGGAUUAUGGAAUUUGGAUGAUCUCCAUGCCAGCUUGGAUGCCUUAUGUGCGAGCAGCACUCCUUAUUGAAUAGGGAAUCGUUUACUUGUUCAUUACUCGAGAAGUUUCGAGAUUAUCGAUAUAGUAAUAUUCAAGAGUUUUAUUUUAAUUGCCGAGUCCAUUGUGUAUCCCUAAUUUGUGGUGUCAUUAUGAUUUUUUCACUUGUAGCUUUUAGCAAAUAUGAAUACUCAAAACAUUAAUAACUGAACUUU